CCCCUUCACUUAGCAACGUAGCCUCAGCUGAGCCAAUGCGAUCAACCAAAUACGGUCCCACCGACUGUGAUGCCAGGCAACUCAUAAAAAACGUGAUGACGUAUUCCUUUCUGUGUAUUAUGGGAUGUGUGUAAUUUAACUGCUAGCGCAGUGGAAAGAAAAAAAAUAUACGAGAUUGAACUAAACAUGGAGCUAUCCGCUGUUGGAGAGCGAGUCUUCGCGGCAGAGUCCAUCAUCAAACGACGCAUUCGAAGAGGUCGAAUGGAAUAUCUCGUGAAAUGGAAGGGUUGGUCUCAAAAAUAUAGCACCUGGGAGCCGGAGGAUAACAUUUUAGAUGCGCGCCUCCUAGCUGGAUUCGAAGAGAGAGAGCGUGAGAGGGAAUUUUUUGGUCCGAAGAAGAGGGGACCAAAGCCUGAGACAUUUCUGCUGAAGGCCCAGAAUAAAGCCAAGACUUAUGAAUGCAGAAGACAAAUGCCAAGGGCGAUUCGGGUUUCAUACCUCGUUCCGGAGCCUGUUAAUACACCGAGAGCUCGAGAGGGACUACGGGCUGUUGUGCCUACAAUCUUCCCCCCUAGCACGGUCAACCGAGGAGAUAGCGUGAUGUUCAGACAACCGGAACCAGAGAGAAGGCCGCGUUCGGCGCCAACUCCAUCAUUCGUGUCUGAGGAAUUUGGCAACGUCCCCAAAAAGAGGGGACCUAAAGCCAAAUUGUUCAACAUAGACCAAGACAGCUGUCCAACAGUGGAUCCCGCGAAGAGAGGACGGUUUGAGGAGCAACAGCCCCCAUACGUUCUGAAUAAAAUAUCCAGACAUUGUCAUCAUAAAGGUGAAACGUCUGAAAGAAGUCUCAGCCAGUUGACGCGUAGGUUUCAAGAGGAAACAAACUUUUCUCAAAAAUCUAAUGAUGCAAAAAGUCCGUUGCCGAUUGAAUCCUAUUGUAGAACCCAUAACCACCUAGGUAAAGUCGCCCGCAAGGCUAGAUUAGAUCACCAAAGCCCCAGGACGAAAGAUUGCAUUGGGGGGGUUACAAUCACGCCCCCCAAAUUAAAGUAUAUGUCAAAAAAUAAUUUAUAUGAAGUUAUUGCUUCCCCUUCCAUGGAACGGUCUAUGACCACUGUCCUGGAUCAAACGACUUUAUCAAGACGUUGUGAGGAGCCGUCACAUACGUCUUGGAGGCCACGUACGGGUGACGUUGAUAAGGUGGUGGUCACAGAUGUGACAAGUAACUUUUUGACAGUAACCAUAAAAGAGAACAGCACAGACAAAGGUUUUUUCAAAGAUAAAAGAUGACUUAAUUUCACAAUUAACUUCACGUAAAUGACAAAAAUUGCAACAGAUAGGGUAUUUGUAGUUUGGUAUUUACUAAAAUUAUUAACAUUUACAUUUUUAUAACUAUACAAAGUUUUAAUAUGUACAUGAUAAAUAAUGACCAAAUUAAAUGUAUAUAUAAAUAUUG
Molecule: messenger RNA, 1456 nt
Organism: Esox lucius (northern pike)
Lineage: Eukaryota; Metazoa; Chordata; Actinopteri; Esociformes; Esocidae
Gene: cbx8a
Product: chromobox homolog 8a (Pc class homolog, Drosophila)
Exons: 5
Coding region: 187-1290 (367 amino acids)
Source: RefSeq, a predicted model, not a curated record